GUCGUGGCUUCAUGUCACGGGGCCGUCGUACGAAACAUGGCGUUCGCGAGGUUAUUGCUAUGAGUGCUGUUCCGUUUUCUAUUGUUAAAUGUGGCAUCGUCGCGCGACGUGCGGACUGACGCGGAGCGUCGUGUCCUCGGGGCGGCGAGCGCGCCAGUUUGAAGCCCGCGUGAGCCAAGUCGGUUGGUCGUAGGAACGACCCGGCGGCGACAGAAAAACAGGCCUCGUCAACAGAAAGAGAGAGAAAGAGAGAGAGAGACAGAGUGGGCUUGUAAAGGUAUACACACCCUGACGCGAGACCGCCGAGACUGGUAUUUUCUAGCAUAUCGCGGAAUCCUCGGCGAAUUCUCUCGCAACCGCGGUCCGUCGACGGUCGUCCUCGCGACCGAGGUCCGUGCGUGCCGCUCGUGGACACGCGCAUCAGAAUGCCGGUUCUCGUGAAAUUGUUUUCGCGCACGGGGUGGUGAGAAGAGAGAGAAAGAAAGAGAGAGAGAGAGAGAACGAGAGCGAAAGCGACAUACGGCGAUCGCGUCCUCUCUUGCUUCCUCUUUCCCGUUGCGCAGGAGACCCCGAUCGUACUCCUCGAGUGUCGUUACCCGAUGGGAAACACGGCGGUCACGCUGACGCGGCCCGAUUUCACACUUUCGUAGUAGUACUUACUAACGCUGAGCGGGGGAGAGGGAGGGGGAAUGCACCCGAUGUAAACGCGAGAACGGCUCGUUCUCCGUCGUCGCGGAAGCGUCCGUCACGCUGCCGCAGGAUAUGUCAAAACGACGACGCUUCGCGGUCCUGAUAUGUGUCCACGAUUUAUCCGCGAUAAGAAACGAAGCGGUGAAUAACGGCCUAGAGUUUGACGUCGCGCGUCGUACACGAGGUACCGACGUGGUAUCGGUGGCGAAGUAAAGAGCAGAAGGGAAGAGUGAUUUACGCAGAAGAGAGGAGUAAGGAGAGUGUCGAGCCAUAUGCCGCCGGCCGGGUUAUCGGCGAGAGGCUUGUCUACCUUGAUGGACCACGGACAACCGGAUGCUCGUCAUCGGAGCGAGCAUUUCCUACUCUAUCCAGAGAAUGGCUCCUCACAUCCUCACAGUCCAAAUACGACCAAUUCAUCGCCGCGGUAUCAGCAUAACAGCAGAACUAAUAGUCACAACACUAGCUACGGAUACAUAUAUGGACAUACAUCUAGCAACAAUAUGUCUGACAGCAGCAUUUCUGAUACGCACAGCGGUGGAACUGCAAGAACUGUCUCUCAACAGACUAGUCCAUCCCAUGGUACACAUUCCUCUUCUCAGUCGCGACAGGACAACAGCACCACUAUUUUCACGGCCCUCUUUGACUAUGUCGCUCAGGGUGAAGAUGAGUUAUCUCUUCAGAGAGGGGAAACUGUUGAGGUUUUGUCGAAAGACUCGAAAAUCUCAGGCGACGAAGGAUGGUGGACUGGAAAGGUUCACGGGAAAGUGGGAAUCUUUCCGGCAAACUUUGUCGCGGAGGCAGAGAGUAUCGAUCGAGUUUCGUCGGUGAUCGAUAAAGUCCAACCUGUUGAAAUCAAUUUCGAGGAGUUGCAAUUGGAGGAAGUUAUAGGGGUCGGAGGUUUUGGGAAAGUGUACAGGGGUUUUUGGAAGGGCCGCGAAGUAGCUGUGAAGGCUGCGCGCCAAGACCCAGACGAAGAGCCCAGUGUAACGUUAGAAAAUGUUCGGCAGGAAGCGAAAUUAUUCUGGUUAUUGAAACAUGAGAAUAUUGUGCAAUUAGAAGGAGUGUGUAUAAAGAUGCCUAAUAUGUGUCUUGUGAUGGAGUACGCUCGCGGCGGUAGUCUUAAUAGAGUCCUUAGUGGCAGGAAGAUUAGACCUGACGUAUUAGUCGAUUGGGCGAUACAAAUCGCAAGAGGCAUGGAUUACCUUCAUAACAAAGCUCCUAUAAGUCUUAUUCAUAGAGAUCUAAAAAGUUCCAAUGUGUUGCUGAGUGAACCGAUUGAAAACGACGAUCUGCAAUACAAAACUCUAAAGAUCACGGACUUCGGAUUGGCGAGAGAAGUCUACAAGACAACCCGCAUGUCGGCGGCUGGCACAUAUGCCUGGAUGGCGCCGGAAGUGAUCAAAAAGAGCACUUUCAGCAAAGCCAGUGAUGUAUGGAGCUACGGCGUAUUGCUGUGGGAACUCUUGACGGGAGAGAUACCCUACAAAGGUAUCGAUACUCUGGCUAUAGCGUACGGUGUCGCCGUUAAUAAGCUGACUCUACCUAUACCAUCCACUUGUCCUCAACCUUGGAGGUAUCUCAUGGAAGAAUGUUGGGCGUCGGACAGUCAUGCUCGGCCUGGAUUUGCAGAGAUUUUAGUAGCGUUGGAGGAAGUACGAGAUGCAUUCGCGGCAACGCCACAUGAAUCUUUUCACACGAUGCAAGAAGAUUGGAGACUGGAGAUUGAGCAAGUUCUACACGGACUGCGCAUGAAGGAAAAGGAGCUGCGCUGUAGAGAAGAAGAACUGACGAAGGCACAGGUACAACAGAGACAGCAUGAAGAAAAUUUGAGGCAGCGGGAGCAGGAAUUAGCCGCCCGUGAGAUAGAUCUCUUGGAAAGGGAACUCACCGUAAUGAUCAUUCAACAGCAAAACACGCCUACACCAAACAAGAGACGUGGCAAAUUUAAAAAGUCGCGGUUAAAAUUAAACAAAAAGGAGCCUGGGAGCAAUAUCAGUGCACCAUCGGAUUUUCGUCAUACAAUCACUGUUCAACAUACGGCCUUGGAUCGGGGCAAAGUGAGGAACCCGUCGAGACCUAACAGCCCACCAGGCUCACCCAGCAUUCCAAGACUCAGAGCAAUUGCAUUACCGGCGGACGGAGUUAAGGGUAAGACUUGGGGGCCGUCGACGCUUCAUCAACGUGAACGCGGGGCUAUUAUCACCCAGCCGCCAAAUCCCGCCUCCCCUGGCGGCAAACGUUGGUCCCGUUCCGCGCCAGAUCUCGAAAAGACACCGCUGCGUACAGCCCUGUUGGCGAACGCGCAUCGCUCCCCGCUUCUGCAGGAAAUAGAUUAUACAGCAUUACCGCCCGACCUCUCGGCUGACUGGAUAACGUCGGAUUAUCCGUUGAAGCCCGGACUAACCGGGCCGUACAUUAUGCCGAUGGCCGUUCCGAUGCCCACUCUGUACAACGGCGAGACGAAAAAACCAAAGCUAAGCAUAAUAGAGCUGGUACUGUACAACAUCGCGGCAAUGCUGGCCGGCGUAGCCACCGGUUACGACGUGAGAAUGUCGAACAUAUCCCCGAUUCACCCACGGCUGUAUCCUCGACUGGGCGAAUGCGACGAGGAACAGCCUAGAUGGUGGUUUCAAGCGGACACCGGGUCGAAUCGCAACUCUUACCUUGGCGCUGAUUACGAGUUUAGCUCGAGCAGCGGCUAUCCGCACAACACUUAUCACGGACGGGCACACCAUUAUAGGCCGUUCCUAAGUAAUAUGGGUGGCAUAGCACCUGGCCUUCCAGCGAUGCCGGACAAGCCUUUGCGCUUUACGGACUCUCCGCAGCAUUACACGAGUAGCACGACGGGCUCCAACGCCCCAACGCCGAGCCCGAGAAGAAAGAGCAGUAGCACCAGCAACGAGGACGCGUACUCGCACGACGCGGCUCGCGUCGACCGGAUAGAGAGGGUACCGACGAUAUAUAUGGGCAAUGUUGCCCCGUUCCCGGAUUACGGGCCGCCGGUGUAUACCGUCGUACCGCCGGAGUAUUAUCGGUCUCCUGAGCCGCCGUAUUACGUAUCCACGGAGUGUCACGAUCGGAUGCUCGAGUGUCCCGAGUUUCCGCACGCGUACGACAAUCCAAGUAGUAUGAACAGCCCGGCCAGGCCGGUGUCCAGACUUUUGCCUUACACGCACCAUCGCACUUCAUCUAACGUUUCCAACGUCAGCACGUCGAGUCAAAGCAACGUGAACCCGACGUUUCGCCUGGAGGACGAGGACGAUUACGGAAUGUACUCGCCUGUGCCGUAUUACCAGCGGCCGUCGAACGUCAUCUCCAACUUAGCGUCGACAUACGGCUCGAGUAUACUUAACCAUGAGUAUGGCUCGCCGUUAUUGACCCGCCAAAACUCCCACGACUCCAGCACGAACUCCGGCGAGAGACCGAGUAAUCUGGAAGUCAUCACGCGACUGCGUUCGAGUCUGAAGCGAUCCAAUUACUCGUAUAACUCGCCGAGCAAGAGUGUAAGCAAGAACAACUCGGGGUCGGGUACGCCGACAAACCCAACUCCGCCUGAUUCGCUGACUUCUGAGGAUUCGAGCUACGUUUCCGCCAAGGAUAGCCAGAUUUCUAUCGGCCGGGUACGCUUCUCGCCGGUGACUUUUGACCGCGAUAACGUAUCGCGCGAUCACAGGGAGACGCUGCUGGAUAUUCCGGUGCACGGGCAGAAUCAGGACGUGACGGUGCCGCUGCAGGCGAAUCGACGUCUCAAUAGAAGCAGAAAGCCAAGCAUCUCGGAACUGGAGAGAGAGUUCUUGUCAUAGCACUGGCUUAUUUAAGAUUGCGCGAGACUCACGUAGGACUGCACUGAAACAAAGGGUUCGUCGAUGCUUUUCACAGUCUGUCGAUAUCUCAUAGCAAACGUAGGACGAUCUGCUUGCGUCUCCGGUUAUAUGAAUCGCGGAAUCGUUUGCAGAACCGUUGCUCCUAUAACUGAGACUUGAGCCACUCGGUUCAUUAACGAAACACGACAAGACUCGCGGAACGAUGCACGUUGUCGAAGCACUGCCUUUCGCGGACGAUAUUCAUCGGUAGAACAGCAAGUCGUAAUAGUACACUAACGAGUCCGGGAACUAACAUUCCAUGCGACACAACGCGUACAAUUCAAGCGCGAUUCGUGUUAUUAUAAAAUGUAUAAUGUAAUGCGCGACUAGAUAAUUUUAAUUUGAUAACAUAACAGUCUUUGAUACCCGUGUUACGGUGUGUAUGUGUAUAUGUAUAUAUACAUACACGAUGUCUCAGAUUUUCCUCCGGAUAUUUUGUGGGAAUGUAGAAUAAGUUGAGGUGAACAUAAAAGUCCUAUAUUAUUUUGCGAUAUUUGCAAUAAUAGUCGAGAUAUUAAUUAAAGAAGAUUGAUGAAUGAUCACGCGUAAUAUAAUAGAUAAGCUGUA
Odontomachus brunneus is the source of this 5120-nucleotide messenger RNA. RefSeq names its product mitogen-activated protein kinase kinase kinase 11-like. Gene Ontology annotation, biological process: protein phosphorylation. The transcript is spliced from 13 exons. Bases 963 to 4493 code for a protein of 1176 amino acids. The record is from RefSeq and is a predicted model, not a curated record. Lineage: Eukaryota; Metazoa; Arthropoda; Insecta; Hymenoptera; Formicidae. Gene Ontology annotation, molecular function: protein binding; ATP binding; JUN kinase kinase kinase activity.